GCUUUAAUCACUGACAAGGAAUACAUUUUGUCACAAAUGUUGCAACACAUUUUUAAUCCUGGCCACCAAAAUAAAUCUCUCAGUUCUUGAUACAUUUUUGUACUGCUUGGUUGAAUUUCAUAGCCAGAGAGGUUGUCAGUAAAGAUAUUCUUCUUGAGCUGGAAGAAAUGGAUAGGGUGUGCUAUAUUGAUGAUAUCCUAAAUUACAGAUCAUCUGCAGAGCAAAAAAUGCAGGAGCUUUCCAAGAUGAAAACUUCUACUACUGGAACAAAUGAUGAGAGGCUACCUUCUGCUUCUUAUGAAAAGCAGCAACAUGAUGACAGGUCAUCUAGCAGUGCUCGGGGAUGGUUGAAUUGGCUGUCACUGGGGAUGCUUGGAGCUGGUGGUACAGCUGACUCUAGUUCAUUUGCUGGUGUUGUUUCUGAUGAGAUCAUAAAGGAUAUUUAUGAGGCCACCGAGUUUAAUCCUGUUUGCUCUUUCACUGAGGAUUCCUGCAGAAGAGAGAAAUUUUUAUUCUCCGUCAGUCUCAACAUCUGUCAAAUUGGUGCUACGAUUUUGAGCAAGUACUAAAAAGAAUUAGCAAUUAUCUUUU
Molecule: messenger RNA, 591 nt
Organism: Dendrobium catenatum
Lineage: Eukaryota; Viridiplantae; Streptophyta; Magnoliopsida; Asparagales; Orchidaceae
Exons: 4
Coding region: 168-569 (133 amino acids)
Source: RefSeq, a predicted model, not a curated record